AUUCGCGUCCAUUUUACACCGCUCCCUCUGAUGUGGCCCACAUAUGGAUUGGAUUGGAUCUUGAAAGUCACGGUGAAAAUGUGGCGGCGAACCUGAUGGACGUGGUUGAUCUGAGCUCACACAUGUGGUGCUGGUUUAGUUGUAGGCAUGCCCGUUGAUUUCGACUCUCUCUCUCUCUCUCUCUCUCUCUCUCCAGGAUCCCUUUCUUCAAAUCAAAGCAGGAUUAUUGUAACACUACUGGAUUUUCAACUUAUAUUGGCCAAAAGAAAAAAAGAAGAAAAGAGAACCAUAGAAUUGCAGCUGAGUGGAAUCCAAAUGACUAAAAUCAGAAGAAACAUGGUGGUUUUGGAAAUGGGUUGCAAUUUUUUUUUUUGCUUCUCAGAUAGUUUCUGAAAUUUCUGUUAUUCUAUGACGGAGUUUCGGAAAAGAAUAUAAAAGAAAAUUGCAAUUUAUUUUAUUCCAAAAGACAGAGAAAUUGCAGCUGUGGACGAAAAUCAGAGAAAACAGGACAUUUUGGAAAUGGGAUAGGGCUCUUUUACUCUUUGGAUGCUCGGUUUCUGAAAUCCCUGUUAACUGCACCAAGAGUUAUGAUAAAAAGAUACAAAUUUGCUACUUUUUAUGGGAAAAAGAUACCAUCUUUCUAUAAAAACCACUGCUUAUUGGUUCGGUCGUUGGUGAGUAGUAAUUUAGAUGGAGAUGGAUCAGAUUCCGGCAAUGAAUGGGAGAAGAUACUCAGACCCUUUGAUCUUGAAGAGCUUAGAAAAUCGCUUAAUCGGAUUACGCCCCAACAGCUGUGUAGUUUACUUGAACUCCCUCUCGAUGUAUCAACCUCGAUGGAGAUUUUUGAUUGGGCUGGUUCCCAAAAGGGCUAUUCCCACUCGUUCGAUGUUUAUUACAUUCUCAUCAAUAGGCUAGGUGGGGCCGGGGAGUUUAAGGCUAUAGAUGGAUUAUUGGGUCAGAUGAAAGAAGAAGGAAUUGUCUUCAAAGAGCCUUUGUUUAUCUUGAUCAUGAAGUGGUACGGGAGAGCUGGUUUGCCGGGUUGUGCAGCUCGGCUGCUCGAUGAAAUGAUGGAUGGUUUCAACUGCGAACCGACGUUCAGGUCAUAUAAUGUUGUUUUGGAUAUCUUGGUUUCAGAGAACUGUCACAAGAUAGCCCCAACCGUGUUUUUCAGGAUGUUGAAUAAGGGCAUUUCUCCGACUGUUUUCACUUUCUCCAUCGUCAUGAAGGCCUUUUGUUCCCUGAAGGAGGUGGAUUCUGCAUGUUCGCUCUUGAGGGAGAUGACAAAGCACAGGUGCGUGCCCAAUUCGGUUAUUUAUCAGACUCUGAUACAUGCUCUUUGCAAGGAUGGUAGAGUGAAGGAGGCAUUGAAGCUUUUGGAAGAGAUGAUUCUGAUGGGUUGCUCACCUGAUGCUGAUACAUUUAAUGAUGUCGUUCAUGGUCUAUGCAAGCUCGGUCGGAUAUACGACGCGUCAAAGUUGGUCGAUCGAAUGCUUCUCCGUGGUUGUACGCCUAAUGCUGUGACUUACGGGGUUUUGAUGCAUGGGCUUUGUAAAAAUGGUCGAGAAGAUGAAGCGAGAGCACUUUUAGAUAAAGUGCCCAAUCCGAAUGUGGUCUUGUUUAAUACGCUGGUCAAUGGGUAUUUGACAAAAGGAAGGUUCAAUGAUGCUAGAUCUGUUUUGUACGAGAGCAUGGUGCCUAGUGGCUGCAAUCCUGAUGUUUUCACGUACAACAUAAUAAUCCAUGGCCUCUGCAAGGCAGGCCGCUUGGGACCAGCCAGGGAAUUACUGGAUGAGAUGUCAAUGAAGGGUUGCUCACCAAAUAUCAUCACUUACACGCUCUUGGUUGAUGGGUUCUGUAAGGAAGGUCGAUCGAUGGAGGCUAAUGAAAUUUUGGAGGAAAUAUCGGCAAGGGGUUUCCAAUUAAACGUAGUGGGAUACAAUUGUCUCAUAUCUGCUCUAUGCAAGGAUUGUAAGCUUGACGAUGCCAUGGAAGUGUUUGGUAAGAUGAAAAAUGAAGGUUGCAAGCCCGAUAUAUUCACAUUCAAUUCUCUAAUCCAUGGCCUUUGCAAGGAUGAUCGACUAGAGGAAGCAGUCAAGGUUUAUCAGGACUUGUUAUUGGAGGGUGUGGUUGCUAACAAUGUGACUUACAAUACGUUGAUUCACGCCUUUCUGAGGAAGGGGGCAUUGCAAGAGGCUAUGAAACUUGUGAACGAAAUGGUAUUUCGAGGUUGUGCCCUUGAUCUCAUCACUUACAAUGGAUUAAUAAAGGCUCUAUGCAAAGAUGGAUCUGUGGAGAAAGCUUUGGGCCUGCUCGAGGAGAUGGUAAGGAAGGGUAUCGCUCCCAAUAACAUUUCUUACAACAUCUUGAUUAACGGUCUCUGCAGAAUGGGUAAAAUACACUCAGCGCUUGAACUUCUGAAAGAGAUGCUACAUCGAGGAUUGAUGCCGGACAUAGUCACGUAUAAUAGCCUCAUAAAUGGCCUAUGCAAGGCAGGGCGGAUUCAGGAGGCUCUGAACCUCUUCGACAGGCUCCACGCUGAGGGAGUUGUUCCAGAUACCAUCACUUAUAACACACUCAUUAGUUGGCAUUGCAAGGCAGGCAUGCUUGAUGAUGCCAUCUUGCUUCUAAAUAGAGGAGUCAAUGAUGGAAUCACACCCAAUGCUCUAACAUGGAAUACACUGGUCAGCAAUUUUGUUAGAAGACCAAUAUCAUAUUAUUAGAGCAAUCGAGAAAAGUAAAACCCACCACCAAUCUUUCGCUUUAUAAAAAUUUGUAAUUUGAUAAUCAUGGCCUAAUGUGGGUGAGAGAUUUAUGAAAUGAUACACAAUUAUUUGUCCCUCCUCUGUCUUUAUGUAAUAUUACUCUUUGCAAGGUAAUUGAAAACUUUGUUAUUCCAGUCAA
Messenger RNA from Magnolia sinica, 2901 nucleotides. Its product is annotated as pentatricopeptide repeat-containing protein At5g64320, mitochondrial-like. The record is from RefSeq and is a predicted model, not a curated record. Bases 588 to 2720 code for a protein of 710 amino acids. The transcript has 2 exons. Lineage: Eukaryota; Viridiplantae; Streptophyta; Magnoliopsida; Magnoliales; Magnoliaceae. Gene Ontology annotation, molecular function: protein binding.